AAAGCGAGCGCAGUCAGCUGUCACAGUGUGAAAGGCGAGGAGAGGGAUCGCAGCUGGGGCUAUAAUGUCUGAUCUAAACACCAAGUUCAGCGGUUACACAAUGACUCAACUCAACGAAUUCUUGGAGGACGACGAGAAACUCACCAAGAUGGUUCAGGAGAUGGACGAGAUGCAGGAAGUCCAGAACAGCAAGGAGAAGACAUUGGUCAGCAACCGAACCCUGGCAGAACAAAACCUUGCUCUGCAGCCCAGACUGGAGCACAAGAAAGAGCAGCUGACCAAGACCUACAACAACCUGCAGGAAAGCUUUGAGUCGUAUCAGCUACGAAAGUCCACCCUAGACCAUCAAUCAGGAAACACUUCUCUGGACACUUUGCUGGCCCUCCUGCAGGCCGAGGGCGCUCAAAUAGAGGAGGACACAGAGAACAUGGCCGACUCCUUCCUGGAUGGGGACAUGACCCUGGACUCCUUCAUCGAUGCGUACCAGAGCGACAGAAAGCUGGCUCAUUUGCGGAGGGUUAAGAUUGAAAAGCUGCAGGAGAUGGUGCUGCAGGGCCAGCGGCUCCCCCAAGCCUCUGCCCCUUCCUCCCGAUGUCAGGAUGUGUCAGCAGCACCCAGGUCUUCAUCCUCCUGUCUUCUGACAGAGCCCAGCAGCAGCAGCUCCUCCCCUCUAGCCCAGCCCAGGAGGAAGCCUCCCCUCCCUCCAGCCCAAGCAGCCCCAGCUCUGAAUACUGUUCCAGCUGCCCAGCCUCCGGUCUUCUUCUCAGCAUCACCAUACCCACCAAUCCCUCCCCGAACAGGCCAACCAUUCCCCAACGUCUCCUCUGGCUACUCCAACCACUUCCUGUCUCAGUACCCCCCUGCUCUGCCUCAGAGGCCCAGUCCUCGCGUGGCCCCGCAGCCUGGCUUCAUCAUGCAGUAAAUCAAGGGCGGGCAGGGCGUCUCAGACUUUUCACAACUGGAUCUUCUAUAGGAACAUUUCUUCUAUGUCGUCAGCCUUUUAUGAAUACGACCAAUCACACCACGAUGCAGACCUGCUCUGGCUGCUCUGGUCAUGUUCAUCUGAAGCGAGACUUUUCUGGAUUAGGGCUCUACUCUCCAUGCCAUCAACACUCCAGACACAACAAGACCGGCCUAGAAUUCUGACAGCCUGGGCCCUCGCAGGCUGUACUGAAACACGUGUACCCUGAGCUGGGACUUUUUCAUUUAUCUGCACUUUAUGUCUCCACAAAGUCUCCCAAGCUCUGCAUGCCAAUUCUUCUCUUCUCUCUUAGCCUUUUCAUUUGACGUGUUCUUCAAUCUUUUAAAGGGCACAAAAUCAUCUCAGAGAACACGUCGUUACUCUCUGCAGCACACUCAUUCACUGCUAAUGGAUAUGCAAGCAAGGAGAGACCCUGAUCACUGUGCAAUUUGAACCCAAAUAUUCUCCCAAUAUAUUCAGGCAAAAAUUGCAACUAUACUGUGAUUCUUUAUAUUAAAAUUAAAUCACAAGGUACUUUUUAUGAUCUAUAACUAAUGGGGUUAUGUUGAUAACAGUCAGGGUAGAACAAUGAACAAGUCUCAUUAACAUGUGGAUGUUCCUAAAGAGGGGGGAGGAGCUAUUGAAACAAACUAACAAGCCGAUUGGCCCUUGCCUGAAAUGAAGGAUUUCUGUAUAGCCAUACAGUGCACUCCUUAUGUGUUGUUUUUUGGGAUAUUUUGGUUAUGAAACAAUCCUUAAUGAUGUUUUUUGUUUUGAACUCCACACAGGAUAAGGGAGGCAAUGCCAACGGUUCAUUGGCUCUCAUAUGGACCUGCUCAGUUUUCCUCUCUGAGCACCAAAGACUCCCUACAUUAGCUCUUUGUUUUUGAUUCUUUCUAAAGUGAAACAUUUAUCGAGGUAGUCCAUGUUCGUUCCCUACAUAUCGGUGGUGAUUCUGUUAGCCAGACUUUCCACAUGUGGAACUUGCAAGAUGGUGGUCUUGGCUUCAGGAGGAAUCUUUUUUUGGUGCGAUUUUAAAAAACACCUCAUUCUUCCCAAAGGCUGUAUCUCGCACUGUUGAAGAGCCAUGAGUGCCUACACUUGAAAUCAUCAUCAUGUCCUGCUGACAAUGACAUCUUUCUCCAUGCUCAUCUGUAGCCCCCCCCCCCCCCCCCCCCCCCACACCCUUCAAAGAAACAACUGGCCUAACAUCUGGUUUCCCUCCUCCUGUCUGUUAGGGUUCAAUUUCUUUAGCAGAGGGCGAGGAUAGAGUGAUACUAAACAUGUCUAGGUUUUGAUUCUCUUUCAUUCUUCCAGCAUCGUUUUGAGGUUUUCCCCCGGGGUUGACAUUCAGCGUCUCUGCAUGUUUUGUUGCUGUUUAACGUUUAAUUUUGUAAAAAUAACAGGGCUCAGGAAUGUUUUCUGUAAUCAUUUGGUGAUACUUUGUCACCCUAAGCUAAACUUCUUUUCCCACUAAAUAGACAAAGCUUAUUGUCAGGAGGCAAACAACAAAAGGUUCCCAUUAACAUCUCCAUGAACCAGCUAACAGCGGAUCAUUCUGUCUGCAUGCUCUUUGUGUUUGCUCUCAAGAUUUCUCUUUAAUACUUUUUUAAGCUGCUGAGCUGCUUUUUACUUUUCAACUGAUCCUCUGUAUGCAUUGUUUUCUGUGUUUGGUGACCUUUUCAGUGUAAUGUUGUAGUUAUUUACUUAGUACAGCUGAAUGUUUAAGUUGAAUUCAAUGUUAUUUUCAAGUUCAAUAAAUCUCAAAGUUUUGUAUCAGA
Molecule: messenger RNA, 2742 nt
Organism: Labrus mixtus (cuckoo wrasse)
Lineage: Eukaryota; Metazoa; Chordata; Actinopteri; Labriformes; Labridae
Gene: vps37ba
Product: VPS37B subunit of ESCRT-I a
Exons: 4
Coding region: 65-922 (285 amino acids)
Biological process (GO): protein targeting to vacuole; protein targeting to membrane; ubiquitin-dependent protein catabolic process via the multivesicular body sorting pathway
Cellular component (GO): ESCRT I complex
Source: RefSeq, a predicted model, not a curated record